This is a messenger RNA of Solanum tuberosum (potato), 1205 nucleotides long. Its product is annotated as late embryogenesis abundant protein D-34-like. Bases 347 to 1126 code for a protein of 259 amino acids. Lineage: Eukaryota; Viridiplantae; Streptophyta; Magnoliopsida; Solanales; Solanaceae. The record is from RefSeq and is a predicted model, not a curated record. The transcript has 3 exons.
AUUAUUAAGAAACUUGAAGGAAGCAAAAAGAAUGGAAUUGGAAAUAAAAGGGAGCUAUUGUGAAGCCUAGAAACGCAGAAGCGAAAAAUCGCUUAUGCCAAAGUUUUGUUUAUCGCGAUCAAUUAAGGCUAAUGUUGGACGUUUCAUUUAGUUAUCUUGGUUAUUCAAGAACAUUUCAAAGUUGCCAAUCUGAGUCACCAUUCCUGCUUCCAAGUAGUCUGCCACGUUUGCACAGAGUUGCCACGUGUCGUCCCUGGAGCAUCUCCAACACAAAAACUUCCCUAGAAGAAAAUAAUCGAUAUAUAUAACCCUUUUUUGUAAAGCAUACGUAUAUAACAAAAAAAAAAUGAGCCAAGAACAACCUCAAAGGCCUGAAACAGAGCAGCCCCUAAAAUACAGAGACUUUUUUAAUGUAAAAGGUGAGUUAGCUGAUCAACCAAUUGCACCACAAGAUGCAGCCAUGAUGCAAAGUGCUGAAUCCAUGGUAUUUGGGAAAAACCAAAAGGGUGGUCCUGCCUCUGUAAUGCAGACUGCUGCUGCCAAAAACGAAAGAAGUGGACAUGUUAGUCAUGAAGAUACCACUCAACUUGCUGGUGAUGAAGGUGUUACUGUCGCUGAAACCAAACUCCCCGGUAGACGUAUAAUUACCGAAUCAGUUGCCGGACAGGUAUUGGGGCGAUAUGUUGAGCCUCUUCCAGCAACAGCAGCAGCAACAACAGAGGGAGAUGUGGAGGAAGCGCCUAUAACAAUAGGAGAAGCUUUGGCAGCAACAGCCCUUACAGCAGGGGAGAAACCGGUGGAACAGAGCGAUGCAGCCGCAAUACAAGCGGCUGAAGCUAGAGCCACCGGCUCUAGUGUUGUAACCCCUGGAGGAUUAGCUGCCACAGCUCAAUCAGCAGCAUCGGCUAAUGAAGGAUUGACUCAAGAUGUUGAUAAAAUCAAAUUAAACGAUGUCUUAACUGGUGCGGCUGCAAAAUUACCGGCUGAUAAGGCAGCGACAAGGCAAGAUGCACAAGGGGUGAUGGAGGCGGAGCUUCGGAAUAAUCCAAGCCUGACAACAGCUUAUCCUGGUGGAGUAGCUGCAUCUGUGGCUGCAGCUGCAAGACUAAAUGAAAGAAGUUCAUAAUUAAGCUUGGCUCACAAUGUAUAUAAUAUUACUACUAAUAUUUUCCUCGUUAAUUAGCUUGUUCCUUUACUUGUUUUGG